Molecule: messenger RNA, 768 nt
Organism: Thermochaetoides thermophila DSM 1495
Lineage: Eukaryota; Fungi; Ascomycota; Sordariomycetes; Sordariales; Chaetomiaceae
Product: SANT SWI3, ADA2, N-coR and TFIIIB'' DNA-binding domain-containing protein
Exons: 2
Coding region: 1-768 (255 amino acids)
Source: RefSeq, a predicted model, not a curated record
AUGCUCACGGAUCCAUCAGCACACCUUGCAGGCCGACACAUCAGCCAUCCGGGCCCCCCGCCCCCUCACUUCGGCCCCGCCCCGCCUACCCAUGGCGUCGUUGCGCCUCUCUACCCUUCUCUAACGGCGACUCCCGGCCCAGCCGCGGGCGUAAAGCGGCCCCGGCCCGAUGAUCUUGACCUCGGUGUCUCCGGAAUGCCCGAGCUCGGACACGGCGAUCUCGAGUCGAUGCAACAAGCUCCUCCUCCUCCGAUGGGUCCCCCCUACGGGCAGACGACGGCGCCGCCUCCGCCGCCGCCAUCUGUUCCGCCGACGCAUCACCAUCAUCGAUUGCCGGAGACGGGGCCGCCCGCGAAAAUGAUGAGACGGGAUGGGGAGGGCGGUAGCUCGUCUGGGCAUCAUCAGAGUAUGGUGGGGCAGCCGGGUAUGCCGCCUCCCGCGGCGAGGCCGAAGGGGCCUAAGUUGAAGUUUACGCCAGAGGAUGACCAGCUGUUGAUUGAUUUGAAGGAGAAUAAGAAUUUGACGUGGAAGCAGAUUGCGGAUUUCUUCCCGGGGAGGUCAAGUGGCACGUUGCAGGUGCGGUAUUGUACUAAGUUAAAGGCGAAGACGACUCAGUGGACGGAGGAGUUGGAUAAUAAGCUUAAGGCGGCCAUUCAGGACUAUGAGAACGAAAAGUGGAGGAUCAUAGCCAACAAGGUCGGGACGGGCUUUACGCCGGCUGCUUGCCGCGAGCGAGCAAUGCAGUUGUUGGGCGAGAAUGCCGUAUAG